CACCACGCUGCCUCGUGAAGUACUGACCAGGCCAUCAACGCGACAACGGCGCCGCAUCCGCUGCACCCCCUGCACUUUGUCUCUCUUCGGAGAUCCCGCCGGGUGACUUCGAGUGCUCGCUAUGCACCAUCCAUAGACUGCGACGUCCAGCGAGGUCGUGUAGCAGCAACAUUCGCGUUGACGGUCCAACACAGCGUACAAUCCACCGUGUUCGACAUCGCGUUCAUCCCGAAGGCGCGUUCGAUAUCCAAGCGUGUCUCGUACUACGCGCUGGAGAACUAUAUCUUAGACUCACUUCGAAGAAAAGGCGGCUCUUAGCAAGAUGGCUUCCAAGCGGAAGGCUGCGGCAAUGGCCACGCCUGUGACAGACGAGCCUGUCGACCCCUCGGAUGAACUGACCUUUCUCUGCUUGGGAGGUGGCAAUGAAGUCGGCAGGUCCUGUCAUAUCGUGCAAUACAAGGGGAAGACGGUGAUGCUUGAUGCUGGUCAACACCCUGCGUACGAUGGCCUUGCUGCCUUGCCCUUUUUCGAUGACUUUGACCUGAGCACUGUUGAUGUUCUUCUCAUUACACACUUCCACAUUGAUCAUGCCGCAUCGUUGCCAUACGUUUUGGCGAAGACGAACUUCCGAGGACGAGUGUUCAUGACACAUCCCACGAAAGCCAUCUACAAGUGGCUUAUCCAGGACAGCAUCCGCGUGGGCAACACAUCUUCGAACCCGACGUCGCAGCCUGUCUAUACAGAACAGGACCAUCUCAACACAUUUCCUCAGAUUGAGGCGAUUGACUACCACACAACACACACGAUCUCGUCCAUACGAAUCACACCAUAUCCGGCUGGCCACGUACUGGGAGCAGCCAUGUAUCUCAUCGAGAUUGCUGGUCUGAAGAUCUUCUUCACUGGGGAUUACUCGCGAGAACAUGACCGGCAUUUGGUAUCCGCCGAGGUACCUAGAGGUGUGAAAAUCGACGUGCUUAUCACGGAGUCGACCUACGGCGUGUCCACCCAUGUUCCACGCAUGGAAAGGGAACAAGCCCUGAUGAAGACAAUCACCAGCAUUCUCAAUCGUGGUGGACGCGCACUGCUUCCUGUCUUUGCAUUGGGCAGAGCUCAGGAGCUGCUCCUCAUUCUCGACGAGUUUUGGGAUAAGCACGAAGAGUACCAGAAAUUCCCGAUCUACUAUGCCAGUAACCUGGCGCGCAAGUGUAUGCUGGUGUACCAGACUUAUGUGGGAGCAAUGAACGAUAACAUCAAGCGUUUGUUUCGCGAGAGGAUGGCUGAAGCCGAGGCAUCAGGUGGCGCUGCUGGGCGGGGAGGCCCGUGGGACUUCAAAUACAUUCGGUCGCUCAAGAGCCUUGACAGGUUCGAGGACGUCGGAGGUUGUGUAAUGCUUGCCGCUCCUGGUAUGCUUCAGAAUGGUGUAAGUCGAGAGCUGCUUGAAAGGUGGGCACCCAACGAGAAGAACGGAGUCAUCAUCACGGGUUACAGCGUCGAAGGGACCAUGGCCAAGCAGAUUGUUCAAGAGCCCGACCAGAUCCAGGCAGUCAUGUCCCGCAACACCAAUGCGAUUCGCCGGGCGCCAGGCGCCGACUCUGAGAAGGUGUUGAUUCCUCGAAGGUGCAGUGUUGCCGAAUACUCUUUUGCAGCUCACGUGGACGGCACCGAGAAUAAGGACUUUAUAGAAGAAGUCGGGGCUCCAGUGGUGAUCCUGGUGCAUGGCGAGCAACACAAUAUGAUGCGCUUGAAGUCCAAACUGCUUUCGCUCAACGCCAAUAAAGUCGACAAGGUCAAGGUCUUCAGCCCUCGGAACUGUGAGGAGCUCAAGAUCCCAUUCAAGACAGACAAGGUCGCCAAGGUUGUGGGAAAGUUGGCCUCGAUCCCGCCGCCGCAGCUGCUGCCGACACCAGAUGACCAUGGGGCAGACCUCGUCUCCGGCGUCAUUGUGCAGAACGACUUCAAGAUGUCGCUCAUGGAUCCAGAGGACCUCCGCGAGUAUGCAGGCUUGACCACAUCCACAAUCGCAUGCAGGCAGCGCUUCACACUGAGCGCCGCCGGCCUGGACCUGAUCAAAUGGGCGCUGGAGGGUACAUUUGGUAGCAUCGAAGAACUGCCCGAGUCCAAGAACCGUCAGGAAAAGAAUGGGGGAGCGACGAAUGGUGGUGACAAGGAGAUCAGCUCGGAGGAGGAGGAGGCCGAUGAGGAAGUCACACAACCCGUGGCUGCAUACCUCGUGAUGGGCUGUGUGACUGUGCGUUACCGCAGUAAUGGCGAAGUCGAGCUCGAGUGGGAGGGCAACAUGCUUAACGAUGGCAUUGCUGAUGCUGUCAUGGCGGUGCUCCUAUCGACCGAGAGUAGCCCCGCUGCUGUGAAACAGUCAUCGAGCAAGCACUCUCACACCCAUGCUCUUCCCACGCGUAAUCUGCACGCCAACACGACUCCAGAGGACCGUCUCGAUAGACUCUUCAUGUUCCUGGAGGCACAAUUCGGCAAGGACAACGUCUCGCCAGUAGAACUACCCAAGCUUGCGACACACGGCGACACUGGCGAUUCCACGACCACCAAAGUCGUAAAGACAGAAGAGGGAGAAGCUGAUUCAGAGAUGGGCGAAGCUGAAGACAAGGACGAGGAGGAGGAGAGGCUCCAGAAGCGCCAGAAGGCGGAGCUCGACCGGCUGCACAAGCUGGGAAUUCCUGUGCCGGGAGUCGCCAUCAAGGUUGACAAAAUGUCGGCGGUGGUCUGGCUGGAGGACCUCGAGGUCGAGUGCGCCCAGAAAGUAUUUGCCGACCGUGUCAAGGCGGUCGUUGAGCGCGCUGUUGAGGUUACGGCUCCGCUUUGGGCUUGAAUUUCCUUGUGCUGCUCAACGCCGCGGUCGAAAAGUAGCCAAAGCCGCUGCUGAGGCUCGGCUUGGAGCUCAAUGGGGCAUGUACAUGGCGACAUGAUUAAAGUAGUCGCACAGAGAUAUCAGGGGCAGAGCAUGAGAGACCAUAGAAGAAGCUCUCAUCAUCUGGAACAAAUUAUGCUGUUUAUGCUCACGCAUUUCGCGAACAUCGUCAUGACUUCAGUGCUUUUUUUUUGUUAAUUCUGACAGGCGGCCCGCAAGACACGCUCCUGCAUGUAUCACCUCGAGAU
Molecule: messenger RNA, 3129 nt
Organism: Microdochium trichocladiopsis
Lineage: Eukaryota; Fungi; Ascomycota; Sordariomycetes; Xylariales; Microdochiaceae
Product: cleavage and polyadenylation specifity factor
Exons: 5
Coding region: 323-2842 (839 amino acids)
Biological process (GO): mRNA 3'-end processing by stem-loop binding and cleavage
Cellular component (GO): mRNA cleavage and polyadenylation specificity factor complex
Molecular function (GO): 5'-3' exonuclease activity; RNA binding; RNA endonuclease activity
Source: RefSeq, a predicted model, not a curated record